Molecule: messenger RNA, 3395 nt
Organism: Ostrinia furnacalis (Asian corn borer)
Lineage: Eukaryota; Metazoa; Arthropoda; Insecta; Lepidoptera; Crambidae
Product: aminopeptidase N
Exons: 23
Coding region: 183-3395 (1070 amino acids)
Biological process (GO): peptide catabolic process; proteolysis
Cellular component (GO): cytoplasm; membrane
Molecular function (GO): metalloaminopeptidase activity; peptide binding; protein binding
Source: RefSeq, a predicted model, not a curated record
UCCAGUCAGCCUGUGACCACGGCCGGUGCAACCCGGCCGAGACGUCAGGCAAAUACAGCUUGCGACCCGAUCGUCGCGUCGUGUCGCGGUCGCCGCGUGAGCGGGUGUCCGAGUUACAUAAAGUGCCCGCCAGUCGACGCCGGGCGCCGACCGGACAGUGUCGUCUUUACUAACCUCCCAAAAUGUGGCGGAGUUGCGUCACAGUGCUCCUGGCCCUGCAGUGGGCAGCAGCCCACGAGUACCUCCUCCCGGGGGAUGUCCACCCCUCCCACUACGAUUUAAGGGUCACCUACGACAUCGACCCGACCACCAACUUCAGCUUCUUUGGAGUCGUCGAUAUUCUGCUGUCAACCGUCAAACCAACGUCCAAGAUCAUUCUCCAUGCGCAAGACUUCUCCAUCGCCUCCCAGGCUGUGACCCUCACGGGCCAGGACGCCCCGGGGGUCAUGGGGGCAGCUAUCAACGACACCUACAACUUCUUAACUGUCUCCCUGGAUAAGAACCUGGAAGUGGGCCACAAUUACACCCUGACGAUACCGUUCUAUGGCAACCUGAAGACUGGCCUGGAUGGAGUGUACAUUAGCCAAUACGUCAAUAAGAACACCAAAUCGAAAGAGUACCUCAUCACGACCCAGUUCGAAGCGAUCUCCGCUCGCAAGGGCUUCCCGUGUUUCGACGAGCCGAUGUACAAAGCCACCUUCAAGAUCACGUUGGGCCACCACCAGCUCUUCACUGCCGUCUCCAACAUGCCUGUGAAGACCAGCUACGACCAGAACAUCAUCGAAUCAUACUGGCCUUGGCACAUGGUUGGACAAAAGUUCAGGAAGAGCAAGUCCGACUUCGUAUGGGACGAGUUCGACACGUCAGUACCGAUGUCAACCUACCUGGUCGCCUUCGUUGUGUCUAAGUUCGCUCACGUGGAAAGCCCACCCAAUCUUUCCACCACCAAGUUCCGGAUCUGGGCGCGGAGCGAUGCCAUCGACCAGACGGCGUACGCAGCGAAUAUCGGUCCCCGUGUCCUGGACCACUUCGAGAAGUUCUUCAACGUGUCCUUCCCGCUGCCCAAGCAAGACAUGUUUGCGAUCCCGGACUUCGCCGCCGGAGCCAUGGAGAACUGGGGCCUCAUCACAUACAGGGAGACCACGCUGCUGUUUGAUAAGAAACAGUCGUCGUUUGUGAGCAAGGAGAGGGUGGCUGAGGUGAUCGCCCACGAACUAGCCCACCAGUGGUUCGGCAACCUGGUGACCAUGAAGUGGUGGUCCGACCUGUGGCUCAACGAAGGCUUCGCCACCUUCAUGGCGUCGGUCGGCGUGGCAGCGGUAGAACCAACAUGGCGCGCCGACCAGGGAUAUGCUGUGGAGAAUCUCAUUUCCGUGCUGGGACUGGACGCUUUGGAGUCUUCGCACCCUGUGUCAGUCCCGAUCGACGACCCGAAGCGUAUCAAUGAGAUCUUUGAUGAGAUCUCGUACCGCAAGGGAUCCACCCUCAUCCGGAUGAUGACCAUGUUCCUGGGAGAGGAGGUCUUCAGGAAGGCGCUGCACAACUACCUCGUAAAGUACUCCUACCAGAACGCGGCCCAAGACGCGCUCUGGGAAGAACUAACGGCCGCGAGCCGCCAGUACGGAACCCUGGCCCGUGACGUCACCGUUAAAGAAGUUAUGGACACGUGGACCAAGCAGACUGGGUAUCCUGUGCUGACGGUAACCAGGGAUUACAGUGAUAACACGUUGGCUGUUACACAGAAACGCUACCUCAACAUGGGUUCUCGCGGCAGCACCGACUCCUCCUGGUGGGUGCCUCUAAAGGUGCUCUGCCAGUCGGAAGCAUCCUCUCCUACUGGCGACCUUCAAUGGCUGGCCGAUGAUGAGGGCGUGAGCACGCAGCAUCGGUUCGAACACGGCGCCGGGGCGGACGAAUGGGUGCUGUUCAACUAUGAUAUGAUUGCGCCGUACCGCGUGAACUACGACAAGCGCAACUGGCAACUCCUAGUCGGCGCGUUGACUGGUGGAGAUCACCACAAGCUACCAGUCCUGGGCCGCGUGCAACUGCUGUCGGAUGCCUUUGCGUUAGCCUGGAAUAACCAGCUCGACUACAACACUGCUUUACAACUAGCGAGCUACCUCAAGCACGAGACCGAGUACUUGCCUCUGUCCAACGGUCUAAACGUGUUAGCCAAGCUCGAGUCGGUGCUCCGCCGGUCGCCGGACUACGGCGCCUUCCAGAAGUUCGUCCGGCGGCUCAUCACCGACACCUACCGCCAGUCCGGCGGGCUGGCCGCCAAGCAGAUCAUUAAUGGGGACGACCUUAACAGUGUGAAGAUGCAGACGACGCUGAGCUCGUGGGCGUGCCGCAUGAACGUGCCGGGCUGCCAGGAGAACGCGCUGGAAUUAUUCCAGGACUGGAUGAACUCGCCGCGACCCGAUGAGGACAACCCUAUCCCACUGGACCUCCGACGCACAGUGUACUGCGAGGCGAUGGCUCGCGGCGGCGUGCGCGAGUGGCGCUUCGCCCUCGCGCGGGUGCAGCGCUCCAACGUGGCCGCUGCCAGAGACGUACUGCUGCGAGGCCUGGCCUGCACCAGGGAGAUAUGGAUACUGGCGCAGUACCUGGAGUGGGCGAUAACCGAAGGCUCGGAGGUGCGCCGUCAGGACGCGGCGCUGGUCAUCACGUCGAUCACGCGCUCGUCCGUCGGCUACUACCUCGCCAAGGAGUUCAUCUACACGCGCAUACAGGACAUCUACAAGAUUGGCGACACUCGGCCAAUCAGCUUUUGCAGAUUCAGCAGCGACAGUCAAAUGCUCAUAACUUCAAGUUGGUCAGGACUCAGCAAGGUCUGGUCAGUACCGGACUGCACGCCGCUGCAAGUCCUCAAAGGUCACUCUUGCAACGUCAGCAGUGCUGUGUUCCAUCCACAGGCCGCGCUGCCUAACCACUUUAGAGAUAAGAUUAAGAACACCAAAGAAGGCACAUCAGACACGCCUGAAGCGAUGGAAACCGACGAAAAGUCUGCCGCGUGCACCAUGGCCUCCUGCGCCUAUGACGGCACCGUGUAUCUAUGGAACUUCAGUAGCGAGGCCCCGAUGGCGUCCCUAGACGGGCACGGGCCAUCCCGCGUGUCCCGCGCGGAGUUUCACCCGUCGGGACGAUUCCUGGCCACCACAGUGUUUGACCACUCCUGCGAGGCCCCGAUGGCGUCCCUAGAAGGGCACGGGCCAUCCCGCGUGUCCCGCGCGGAGUUCCACCCUUCGGGACGAUUCCUGGCCACCACAGUCGAGGCCCCGAUGGCGUCCCUAGACGGGCACGGGCCAUCCCGCGUGUCCCGCGCGGAGUUCCAUCCUUCGGGACGAUUCCUGGCCACCACAGUGUUUGACCACUCCUGGCGGCCAAGUCACUGA